Molecule: messenger RNA, 5559 nt
Organism: Pleuronectes platessa (European plaice)
Lineage: Eukaryota; Metazoa; Chordata; Actinopteri; Pleuronectiformes; Pleuronectidae
Product: E3 ubiquitin-protein ligase pellino homolog 2
Exons: 7
Coding region: 590-1876 (428 amino acids)
Biological process (GO): protein polyubiquitination; regulation of Toll signaling pathway
Molecular function (GO): protein binding; ubiquitin protein ligase activity
Source: RefSeq, a predicted model, not a curated record
CAUUUUACUCCAUCUGUGGGAGCCAGCGUCUCCUCAAGGCUGCGUCCAUGUUCUGCUUCCACAGGGGUGUUCACACGCAGAAUAGUAUCUAAAUCUUGAAGGACUAAUAUCUACUUUGCUUUGGCCCAAUAAUGAAUCGUUCAAACUUUGAUACAAAGCUUAUAAUUGAAUAAUAAUCCUUGUAGAAGUGAUUGAAUCAACUAUUUAAAGAAGAUUUUCGAGCGACCACCCCUUCAUGAAAAGGUGGUGCGCUCCACUCCCUGGCGUUAGCCCUUGUUGUAUCCGAUGCUACUGAACAGAUUCGCCGUGGUACAAACUCGCUCCACACUGACACAAAACCCCGGAAAAGAUGCUCCUUCACGGGACUAAAACAAGAAAACACGCCGCCAGAAGUCCCGGGAAACUUUACCGAACUGUGGGCAAACUUUGAGAGAUUUUAAACCCACAUACCACUUGUCUACAGUUUGCGAGGAGUGGGUUAGCAUUGUUUUAUCUCACCACCACUGUUGCCAUUGGACGCGGACACAGACACAUAUAUAUAUAUAUUCUUUUUUUUUAAUUAUUUUCCUUCUGGAGCAAGUCCAGUCUGAUGAAUUCACCGAAAAAAGACGGAGACGACGAUGUGCCCGUUAAAGACCCGGUGAAAUAUGGCGAACUGGUCAUUUUGGGGUACAAUGGUUCUCUUCCAAGCGGAGACCGGGGGCGCCGAAAGAGUCGCUUCGCUCUGUACCGAAGGGCCAAGGCCAAUGGUGUCAAGCCCAGUGCGGUGCACAUCCUCUACACGCCCCAGGACAGCAAGGCCGUACACAGCAGGGGGCAGCACAGCAUUUCUUUCACCUUGUCCCGUAACCAGACAGUGGUGGUGGAGUACUCCCAUGAUAACAACACAGACAUGUUCCAGAUCGGACGCUCCACAGAAAGUCCCAUCGACUUUGUGGUGACAGACACCUCUGGAGGGGGGAAGGAGGGGGAGGACCCCUCCAUUGCUCCCAGCACCAUCUCACGUUUUGCCUGCAGAGUCGUGUGCGAACGCAGCCCACCCUACACUGCGCGCAUUUACGCCGCAGGCUUCGACUCCUCCAAAAAUAUCUUCCUAGGAGAAAAAGCAACCAAAUGGAAAAACCCAGAUGGACACAUGGACGGUUUGACCACCAACGGGGUGCUAGUGAUGCAUCCAGAGGGGUUUCCAGAGGAGCCGAAGCAGGGGCUGUGGAGGGAGAUCUCUGUCUGCGGUGAUGUCUACGCCCUUAGGGAGACACGCUCUGGGCCCAGCCGGGGCAAACUGGCAGAGGGAGAGAGCAGCGCACUACGAGACGGUUCCCUGGUUGACCUGUGUGGUGCCACCCUGCUGUGGCGUACGGGCGAGGGGCUCAUGCGUGCGCCCACCCUGCGUCACCUGGAAGCACUUCGACAGGAGCUCAAUGCGUCCCGCCCCCAGUGUCCUGUCGGCCUCAGCACACUGGCCUUCCCCAGCCUGCCACGCAGCCACAGCCUUGAAGAACGUCAGCCCUGGGUCUACCUCACUUGCGGCCACGUCCAUGGACGCCACGACUGGGGCCAGAGAUCUGAAAGGGAGGAGCACCCAGGGGAGGGCGAGGGCUCUACAACCCGCCGAGAAUGUCCCCUGUGCAGGAGUGUGGGGCCCUACGUGCCCCUGUGGCUGGGCUGUGAGCCUGCUGUGUAUGUUGACGCCGGCUCUCCUACUCACGGUUUUGUUCCGUGCGGUCACGUCUGCUCAGAGAAGACAGUCAGGUACUGGGCAGAGACCCCACUGCCCCACGGGACCCACGCCUUCAGACCUGUCUGCCCCUUCUGCUCCAGUGCCCUCAGCACCCCCGGCUGGACGCGGCUCAUCUUCCAGGGCCCCAUCGACUAGUCACCACAGCAGCCACUAUAACAACAACCAUUCAUGUCGCAAAUAUUGGUCAGUAUGGAAAGGUAAUUAAGUUGGAGUGCUUAACGUAAUUUUCGCGUUAUUAAAGCAUUUGUGUUCUGCAGUCAGUAUUCAACAUUGUCAGCAAACGCAGCUCCAAGCUGAAGAAUCCUGUGUCUUGUUUAUCCUUCAGCCGCUGUUAAUUGGUAUACGAUGAUGAGGAUAUUGGCAGAAUAUUCCAUACUGUCAUUUGAACAGUAUUUAUUCUGAAAUACCUGAUGUCCUCUUCUCUGUUAUUCAAGAGUCUGCUGGUUUUUAUUUAAAACCAACGCCUCACAAGCCGAUUUACCCAGAAACCUCUCUGAAAACACACACAAGAGCGUGAACUCCACCAUUAGGUUUUGUGUGAAGUGUCUCACUCAGUGAAUCAUGAAUUCUGACAUGAAAGUCUCCACUUUCAGAUUUAAUAUCCAACCACUUUCACCUUCAUUUGCAUUCUGACUUCCUAGCUUACCCGAAUGGCCAGCUGAUUCAUAUUCAAAGCUGCACUCAACAGGCUGUCUGAUAAGUACCUGUGUUAAAUGAGCGAGGGAUCAAAGGUUGUUCCAUGAAGAGGAAAUGAUUAACCACUUUUAAAAUCAUUGUUUGUAUUCAAAUUUCCAUUUAGCGUGACACCUAUGCACAGGCCCACUAUAAACGAGACCCCCCUGUUUAUCAUUAUCUUUGAGUUAGAACCUGCAGACUCUUUGAUUAGCACUGAAGUACCAGUAAGGACAAGUCUUAUCCAGAUUAUCGAGCAGACAAAGGAUAAACAAGGGCUGGGAAUAAAACUGGGUAAACGCCACUUCAUAACCCCCUAAAGCAAUAAAAGCACUCUCAUAGAUAAGCUAAAUGUUGUGCUAUGUUUAGCCAAGUGUUGUGUCAGCGCUGGUCACAUAUAACAAGGCUGAAAUGGUUUCCAGGUUAAGGGCUCAACCGGAGGCGUGUUCAAUACCACAAUUCAUUUUAUUUCUACAUAAGGUCGUAGACCAGGUAACCAGGUAUCUUAGUAAGUGUGAUGUAACCAAAGGCUGACCUUUUAAAGCAAGCAACUGAAUCAGUGAAAAAAAUAUAUUUUUAAAUCCUUUAAAAUGCAUCCAGUAGGGGGGGCCAUGGAUCUAGUGAUAGAGCAUGAUGGCUGCAGGGCUGUCGGUUUGAUCCUCGGCUCCCCUGAACCCAGGUUGUGUCAGAAACGACACAAAGAUCAUGCCAAAUCACAUAUGUGGAUGUUGAUCCACUGUGGCAACCCCAUCAACUCAAAUACAUGAAGCAGCCACAUCAUGCCGACAGAAAUCAUGUCAUCACAUACAAGCAUUUAGGAUUGUUAAAUGAAAUUGAACACACUUCUGGUUACUGAAUUCUGCUUAACAGGCUCUGCGUUAGUGUGACGGAGCGUCUGAGCGGUUUGACCUAGCAUAACCUCAAAAGAAAACUUGUUUUUUGUUUGUUUAUUUCAAAGAAAACUAUUUUGUUAGGAAACGGGGAGGGGAAUUAUCCGGGGAAGCGGGGAGGAAUUCUUUUAGAUGUUCGGUGUUAAAAUGAAAAAAAAAAAAAACUAUUUUUCUAACAGAUAAUUGGUUUGAGUUAACCGUUGUUACUCAGUGUAAGCAAAGUUCUGUAUGUUUCCGAUUAUUCUCGUGUGGUAGAUGUAGGAGAGCUUGUGAGUGAGAAAAAAACGUUGCCAACACUGUGUCCAACAAACACACGUUAACACACUGCUACCAUAACACAUUGCCCAGACAAUGAAUGUAGCCAAAUACUCAGGCUAUGUUAAGCCUUCCCUGGUGCUCAUAUUGAAUGGUCUAUAUUGUGAUACUAUUUUUGUAACUGAAUAUUAUGGUGUAGCCUGGUGAACUAGCUCAAAAGAGUCUGAUGAUUUCAAUAAUAGCCUCAAGUGUGGAAGACGUAUAAUUGAUAACACACACACACACACACUCACGUGGAAUUUGUGUCUCGCUUGCAUGUGCUGAACGUACACAUACAGUAUGUACACUACACAGACACGUACUCCAAAAAACUUUGCACAGUGGAUUGCCAACCUGUUAUUCAUGCUCAGAGGGUUUGUUGCAGACCAAGAUGUCUUCCACGUACUCUGCUGUCAAAACUGCAGCAUUUUAGUUUAGGGGUUAUAUUCUUUUUAUUUUUAUUUUUUUUGGAAGACGUCUUUAAAAGAAACAAAGACCGAGAGCUUGAGAACAAAAACCUCAUACUUGAUAGAUGUGUGACAUUUGUGAAUGAGAACCAUCAAAUCCCAACUUGUACUACUAUGCUAAUAUUUUCCACCAAAACCAAUUCACUGCAGAGGGAUGUCCACGUCAACGCGUGUUUACAUUUUGUAUUUAGACCAGACUGUAAAUAAAGAUGGACGACCUGUCUCCACAUGCUUCCAAUUUCCAGAAACGGAGCCAAAAUACCUUUUGUAUGAACGCCGCUUUCUUUGCAUUUGUAGCCAGGGUCUGCGUCGUAGCGAUUGGGAGAUGGAGAUAAGGUGUCGAGGUCGAUUUGUGCACUUGACCAAUCGUGAGUCUCGUUUCCUGUAUGGUCACACACAAGUGAAUAUUUCAGAGAUGAACUUUGAAUCCAGUUCACUACAAACCUGUGUGAGUGAGAAUGGUAAUAAAACAGUAGCUUCUUAUUUCGCUUCACAUUCAUAUAUGUGUGACCAGACCCAUAUACCGCGAUCACGGUGCUUUGGCUUCACUUUUGAGGAGCUGUUUUGUCAUCCAUCUUUAUAUUCAGUCUGAUUUUAGCCGCUAGUGGAACCACUCACGCUACCAACAGUUCUCAGAACCCUUUAUUUUUCCAUGUGAAGUCUAAAUACAAGAUUUAAGCUCGGCUGAAUGCGUUGGACAACUGACUCAGUGUUGAUAAUUACUGUCGCUCAGGAUUGGUGAUUUCAGAUUCACGGCGGGCCACGCCCGAAGGUAGAAGACACUUUGAGACUAGAGUUUAAAUAACAGCGAGAUUCAUACUGUGUAGCAGAACCGAUGUGAGACGAGGGUAGAGAGAGAAGAUCUCCACAGGUCCAGGUUCAGUCCCUCACGGGACUUACUGCAGUACAAGGCAAGGAAAACAUCUCGAUCAGCUGCCCUUUACUACGCACGCCAAAUCCAGUGAAUCCUGCUUUUGAAGAUGACGUAAUUAACAGUUAAUGUAACGCAUUGGCAUGUGGAUGGGAGAAGCGUAGCAGCACCCUCAUUGGCUUCUUGUUUAGCUCACUCUUCUUUCACUUCUCCUCUGCUCUAUUCUUUUAUUCAAACCCUCUGUGGGUUACAGGUGUCCAUAUGCAAUUUCCCUUUUUUAGAAUUUGUUUUUAGAAUUUAGUGAAAGAGUCUGACGCAUAAUGUAUUUUAGCGUGGCAUCAGGUUGUUUAACACCACCAGUAACAUCAUUAGCUCGUCCCUAAGUUUCUGUUUUAUUACAUCUAUCGAUUGAUCCUCAUGCCACAUAGUAAAACCUCAUUCUCCUCAACUGAGUAGCUGACACUCCUUCUACAGGGCAAAACCUCACAGUUAACAAUGCAUUCCUUUAAAUACAUCUGUGUUUUGUACAGCUAUUUUCUAUUAUUUUAUAUCAUAUUCUCCUGUAAUUGUCCGGUGCACAGACAAUCGCUAUACACAUGUCAAUAAACCUGUUAAAAAGUUGAA